This is a messenger RNA of Plodia interpunctella (Indianmeal moth), 5493 nucleotides long. It is a transcript of the gene Lpin, whose product is annotated as Lipin. Gene Ontology annotation, biological process: triglyceride biosynthetic process; cellular response to insulin stimulus; fatty acid catabolic process. The coding region runs from base 402 to 3449 and encodes 1015 amino acids. Lineage: Eukaryota; Metazoa; Arthropoda; Insecta; Lepidoptera; Pyralidae. The transcript is spliced from 17 exons. Gene Ontology annotation, molecular function: transcription coactivator activity; phosphatidate phosphatase activity. The record is from RefSeq and is a predicted model, not a curated record. Gene Ontology annotation, cellular component: nucleus.
UGCUUGCUCGCAAUACCACUAUAUCAUAUACUAUCAACAUCCGUUCGGCUGGCUACGUCACGCGACGUCAACUGGCUGAUGGAGCUCAUAACAACAGUAUAGUGGUAGGAUCGGCGCGGACACUACGCGUCGAAAUCUUGCCAACCAAUACGGUGUAAUUCGCGAAUUAGCUGAUAAACGUGGAACGUGGACUGAUCGUUAGCAGUACAUUGCAUUUGUGAUUGAGGAUAAUUUAAGCCCAGGAGUUUAGGUGUUUUUAUGCUGCGCUGGUUCAUAAGAACGGAGCUAAGUACGAAAUGGGUUAACUACAAGAAAGAAGACUGAAUCUAAUUUCAAGUGAAAAUUAAAGACUUCAGUGUUAGUGCGAGUGUUCAGGAAAGAGACAAUAAUAAUCUGCAGCCAUGUAUUCUAUGAACUACAUUGGUAAGUUCAUAGCGAACUUCCGCGAGUUCUACAAUGAAAUCAACGCGGCGACGCUCACCGGCGCCAUCGACGUCGUGGUGGUGGAACAACCUGACGGCAGCUUCACAUGCUCCCCUUUCCACGUCCGGUUCGGAAAACUGGGAGUUCUUCGAUCCAGAUUUAAAGUGGUGGACUUGGAGCUCAACGGCGAGCCGCUGAACAUCCACAUGAAGCUGGGGGAGUCAGGCGAGGCGUUCUUUGUGGAGGAGGUAGGGGAGGACGAGGCGGCGUGUUCAGCGCACCUGGCCACGUCGCCCAUACCCGCUGCGAGGUUCGAGGAGCUGUACGAGCCUCGCCGGAGGAACUCGCUCUCAGCUGUCGAGCCCGACCAUGGCCAGGCCUCUGAUUAUACCAAGCGGAGGUACACGGCUGAUGGUCAAACCAUGCAGAAACCUAAUCUAAGUAAACUAACAAAUAAUACCAAAGAGGAUAUGACUGCUAGCAACAAUGCUGAUAAUGACGCUCUGUUUGAAAUGGACGGGCUCGAUGAGCAGUCAGCGGACUGGACCGAUGGCCGCACUCCCAAGACAUUCGCGGCAACCGAACUCGGCGAAAAGGACUGUGCUGCUCACCAAACAGUACAAAAGAUCAGUGCUCAUAAUGAUUUUCGGCCUAUUGAAGCUGUUCCGUCGAAUAUAGAUGAUAGCAAACAAAACGGGAACGGCAAGAAAAAGAAAAAGACUAGGAAAGUUAGUUCUAAAAAGAAGCAUCAAAGGAAAUCGUCGACAAGUUCGAUCUCCAGCCAGUCGGACCGCGCGGGCUCCGAGCUCCGCGUCUCACAGGCCACGGCCAUUCCUAACACCACUGACAUCAAUUUCUUCAGUGAUACCGAAGUUAACACAUCAGCUCUUAGUGGGAUGAAUAUUGAGUCGCCUGGUUGCAGCGAAGAGAUGUCCAACCUCAACCUGAAUGGCGAGAACCGCAUCCCGAUGGCGUUGUCGGACACGGCGUUUGAGGUGCACGCCGCCUCGAGAAACGCGGGCUCACGCGGCGGCACUCCCGUGCAAUCGGACACAGAGGUGGAGCUGUCUCGCACCACGAGCGGGGACAAGUCGUCCCAGUCGUGGCGCUGGGGCGAGUUGCCCGAGCCGCCGGUCCGCGGGACCGAGCCGCCGGCCACGCCCGAGUCGGCGCCUUCCCCCGCGUCUCCCGCGAGCCCCGCGGAGCCCGCGUCCCCCACGGAGCCCCUCAGCUCCGACGAGGAGAGGCCCGGCCGCCGCGGCGUGCUGAGCGGCAUGUUCCGGUUCAUAUCGGCGCGGGACGCCAACAGCGGAGUGGCGGAGGGCGUCUAUCUGGAUGACCUGGACCGCGGGCAGGUCGACCCGGGCCUCUACUUCCCGAAACAUCACGUCGAUCGCUAUCGCGCGUGUGAGAAAACUAUGGCUAGUAACCCGAUCCCGACCUCAGGCCCCACGGAGGAGGAAUACGAGUCGGGCAACGGGCCCUCGCUGCCGCAGUCGCCGGCCUCGCUCGACCCGCCACAUCUCGACUCGGACGACGAUGAGAAACUACUCGCAAAGGGUCAAGUAGAGGUGUACGUGCGCGAAGACAUGGUGUCCCGUGCUCUGCCGUUCGACGAAUUCUGUUCGCGGGGCGCGGCGCUCGCGAGCGAGGGCCGGCUGCUGGUGCGGCUCGGGGACCGGCUGCUGCCGUGGCGCAGCGCCGGCCCGCUGCUGCUGUCGCUGCUGGCCUACCGCCGCCCGCUGCCCAGCCGUAUCCUCGAGUCGCUGGAGAAGUCCGACAAGGACGGGUCGGAGUCAUCGGCGCAGUCGCCGUCCGCCGCCCACAGCAGCUCCAAGCCGCGCGGCUACUACUCCUGGUGGAGCUGGCGACGCACCACUGAGGUCAAGCGAGAUGAGACAUCGCCAUCGAAGGAGGAAACACCAAAAGAUGCUAGUCUGACUGAGACCGACAAAGGGGAGGAGAAGCCGACUGAUGCUCAAGUAGAAAAUGUAGUGGCAGAGAGUUUGGAAGUAACCCAAGUGGUGGAAACCUCGGAGCAAGCCCCGGGCGUGGAGGAUUUGCCUAGCGCACUUGAUGAAAGCAAGGCACAGGAUAUAGAGCACCAUGAACAUAGUUCGUCGGAAUCUGACCAAGAAGGCCACGGACAGAGGCCGACGCGACGCCACUCCACUUUCCGCAAAACACUUCGCCUCUCAUCCGAACAAAUUAAAAACCUGAACCUGCGCGAGGGCAUGAACGAGAUGGUGUUCAGCGUGACGACGGCGUACCAAGGCACCACCAAGUGCAAGUGCAACGUGUUCCGCUGGCGCUACGACGACAAGGUCGUCAUCUCCGACAUCGACGGCACCAUCACCAAGUCUGACGUGCUGGGCCACAUCUUCCCGCUGGUGGGCAAGGACUGGGCGCAGGCGGGCGUGGCGCAGCUGUUCACCAAGAUCAAGAACAACGGCUACCAGCUGCUCUACCUGUCCGCGCGCGCCAUCGGCCAGGCCCGGGUAACGCGCGAGUACCUGCGCUCGAUCAAGCAGGGUUCGCUGUGUCUGCCGGACGGGCCGCUGCUGCUGAACCCCACGUCGCUGCUGCGCGCCUUCCACCGCGAGGUCAUCGAGAAGAAGCCCGAGGAGUUCAAGAUCCAGUGCCUCGCCGACAUCAAGGCGCUGUUCCCCGCCGGCUCCAACCCCUUCUACGCUGGCUACGGCAACCGCGUCAAUGAUGUAUGCGCAUACCAAGCUGUUGGCAUCCCGAUCGUGAGAAUAUUCACAAUCAACUACAAAGGGGAACUCAAACAUGAACUGACCCAAACAUUCCAAUCGACUUACCACGUGCAAAGUGACAUGGUCGAUGAUUUAUUCCCGCCACUGAAUCGUGAUAACCUUCCCUAUAAAAGGUACUCGCACAUGUCGGUGCUGGUGGACCAGGUGUUCCCGCCGGCGCUGUGCGAGCCCAGCGACGAGUUCUCGCACACGGUGUACUGGCGCGAGCCGCUGGCCGACCUGCCGCUGCCCGCCCCUAGUUCUCACUAGUGAUACACCAUCAUCUCAAUAUUAACAACAUGGCUAUGAAGCUAGCUGCGAACUGGCGAGUCGACGAUAGCGUGAAGCUGGCCGCGAACUAAUGUUAUACUAAUUUUCUUUGCGUGUUGACGCUCCCCAACGAUGUAUUAGGUUUUUCCGAAAAAAAUUGCGACAACCACAGCUUUCAGUGUCGGUUGCCAAUAUAGGCAAUACUAAUAAUAGUGCCACUUAUUGUCAAAUCUUUAGAAGAUUACUACUAUGUGCAAUAUAAUAGUUUUAGGUUUAGGGCCUGUUUCACCACUUUCUGAUAUAGUAAUGUGACAGAUAAACUAGCUGCUAGAUGCCCGAAAUGAUUUGCCAGUUAGCCCGAUUCAAUACUCAGGUAUAUGUGACAUAUCGAAUAGGCGCUAUCUAUUCGAUAUGUCACAUAUAGACUAGUCACUUUAUCAACAAGCUGCACGCGGCCACGAUACAUGUUAAUCAUUUUAUUGGCAGCUAAUAAAAACAACGGCCUAUUUCGCCACUUGAAAAAUAUAUCCGGAAAAUGAAAAUUGAAAAUAUUAAAAUAGAUAAAAUUCGUUUAAUGUUUAGAUUAUUUUAACCGGAUGGAACAUCAUAGUAAUACAAAUCUGGCACUACAGACCCGUCAUGUGAUCAGUGACUGGUAGAAUACACCCUCCCUGAUGAUGAAAUCUAGCGUGUAAAACUUAUUUUUGCAGACUCAUUGUCUAUUUUGCGUAAGUAUUUAUUUUACAUAAUUGAAUUAUCACAUUUUAUUAUUUUACAUGUUACAUUUAAAUCUGAAUUUGAUAUAACUAUACUGCUGGCAAAGGUUGAAUAGAAUAUUGUAAUAAAUAAAAAACUUUUUAUUUCUGUGAACUUUCAAACACUUUUGGAAAUACCUUGAUAUAAGAAUCUGGAUGAAAAUUACUAGUGUAGUUUAAUAUUUCCUUCAUCUAAGUGUGAUUAUGUGCUAUUUGUAAAAUAUGAAUGUUCGUGACAUUAGCAAAGCCUAAUUAAAUGUAGAUAAUGGUAAUAUUUAGUGAGUAUAUAAGCAUAAAAAUCGACAAAAUUAUUUCACUAUGAACGCAUACCUGUGGCUGGUGUACAGUGAAUAAUGCUGUGAUAUAAAAUGAUCUCACAUUCACAGCUACUAGUCGAUGUUUCGUGAAAGUUUCCUGUCGCCUCGCUUCCCACCGUCCCACGGCCGAGGUCGACACGGGAUUACGAUCUAGCUAGAUGACUCAUUAUAGUGUGGAAUAAUAACUUUAGUAACAUUACCUACUUCAUUUGUUACCUCUUUUUUUCAUUGUUAAAUAAACACGUGCAUAUUAACAAAUGUAGAAUUCUUUUUCUGAAAAAGAAAGAAGAAUGAGCAUAGUAUAAACUUGAUUGUGGCUAGUAUUUGUAAAACAAUAUGGGACACGCGAAUGCAAGCUAUAGUAUAUCUAUUUCACCCGCCAUUUAGUGAUCACCAUCAAAUAAUAAAUUAUGAGUGAACAUAGCAACAGUAUACUUUCCCAAAAAUUUAAUUUGUCUGACUAGUUCUAGAGAUUGGCGCGGCCAAACACACUCUUCAGCUUAGUAAGGAUUACUUAUAUUUAUUUAUACGUUCCACAGCUGCAGUGACACUGUUCCGUAGGUUUUAGGUGCUUUGUAUUGAAAUAAGCAGUUUGAUGUUUGGUUUGCCGGAAGAAUAAGUUGUGAUGUUGACUGAUUAUAUUGCUUUAUUUUUAUACUGUGAUUACUUGAAUGUAUGCACGAGUGCUAAGUUAUCAAUACGCGACAUUACAUUCACAUAAUUAUAUUAUUCACAAUUUACACAGAGGCGUGGCCUCUAUAAGGUACCUAGUUUUGUUAAUUUUGUAUUUAAAUGAUUUUUAGAAUAUCAAUUAGUCAAAUAUUAUUUCUUUAUGACGUUUAUAAUAAGUUAAUUAUCCAUUUCUUUAUAAAACUUAAAAAGACCAGGUCAAAUCCUGAUGAAUUUGGUAUUUUUGUAAAGUAACUUAUUGUUUCUGUGAUUGUUUUAAUAAAAAUAAUAUAUGUAUAAGAA